Messenger RNA from Triticum dicoccoides, 1002 nucleotides. RefSeq names its product extensin-like. NCBI's taxonomy places the organism in Eukaryota, Viridiplantae, Streptophyta, Magnoliopsida, Poales, Poaceae. The transcript is spliced from 3 exons. Bases 1 to 963 code for a protein of 320 amino acids. The record is from RefSeq and is a predicted model, not a curated record.
AUGCAGUCAAACCCUAGACCAAGUCCCUACAAUUCCUCCACCCCGCCGCCACUCCACCAAACCCCCCCUGGGAUCCAUCCCCAACCAGUCGGCCUCUAUCUCCCUCGUUUUCAGCAUCAGACAACCCAGAGCCGCACCCGAUCCAGAUCCUCUCCCGCCUCCGACCACCUACCGGGAUUUGUGCCGCCGACCAACCACAGCCGCCACCUCCUCUGCUCAGGCCCCGAGCUCCUCCUCUCGAUCCAGAGCCCGAGCGCUCGACCCCCUCAUCCACGAGCUCGAUCAGGAGAGGAGCUCCCGAUCGUGCAAGCCUCCUCCUCGUCCAGGACCACCUCACCUCCCCGGAGUUUAGCCGCCGGACCAGCAGCGCCGCCCCGGCGCACCUCGACGCCGAGCACCAACAGGAACUGCUCGCCAUCCCCUGCUCCUUUUCCUCUACAUCUCCCCCCUUCUCCUGUAUCUCUCUCAGCCCUCUCUUGUUCCUCUGCCAGGCCCCCGUCAUGGACGCUGGUGCUCCCACCUCCAUUCCAGCACCGGGAACGGAACCCCGCGCUAGGAUCCACGCCGGUGCCCCGGAUCCGGUCACUGCCUUCGUCCAGCUCGAGAUCUGAAGGAUCCCCGGCCUCGUCCCUGUCUUCAAGUCGCCGCUUCGCCUGCUUUGACCUCCUGCCGCGUUCGCCGCCCCUCCGACGUCGUGGCCCUGGAUCCGGCCGGUUCCAGUGCGCCCUCGCCCCGCCAAGUCCCUACUUCCGCGCCUUCUCCAAGUGCCUGCCGCCGCCCUCUGCUUCCCCUGCAGCGAGCAACAGUUCGUCAUCUGCCUCGACCGCUCGCUCGCCUCCCCUGCUUCGCGCGCGUGGGCCGGCUGCAGCGCCUUCAAGACCCAGCGCGCCCCUGCGGGCCUCCCUCUCCGCCAACCGGCCCAUGAGGCCUGGUGAGCACCAGAUCCAACGCCCCCGUGUGUAGCCCGCAGCACAGUUUCGGCCCAUAUAGUGUUUUUUUUCA